UAACAGCGCACUCGGAGCAGGAGCACCACGCGCGCGCGCAGAGGCAACAGAUCUCUCUAGACCCUGAGUGCGAACAUGCCGAGAUCAUUUUUAGUCAAGAGCAAACGUGCUCACAGCUACCACCAACCUCGCAGCCUUGAGGACGACUACAUCCGACUGGACGCUUUACUGACACACACCUUCACAGAGAUCCAGGCCGAGUCUGACUGCGGUGAGGAGGUGAAUAAAAGUGCAGGUCGAUGCUCACCUGAAGGCAGCGCGGUGUGUACGGCUGAACAUAAAUCUCAACACUCUCCUCUCAGCUGUGAGGGAAGUGUGUGUGAUCCGCCCGCGGAGUACGAGGACUCUGUGUGGAGACCCAGAUCUGCAUCUUCUUCUCCAGAUGUGGAUGGAUAUCCCUUAUCAUCACCGGAUGAUAUCCAACCUUUCGACCUGACCUUUCGCCCCUGCGCCUGGACUCACCCCCGCUCGGAGCUCAGGCGCCUCGUUAGACCGUUUCAGCGGAGCCACGUGACACGUGAGACGCCUUCCGUCGGCGUUUACGGCUCCACGCAGAGGAUCGCCAACGCCUUCUUCUCCAGUCAGUCCGCGUUCAGAAGCUUUUCUCAGGAGGAGUACAGUUCCCUGGCUAAGGACCUGCUGAAGAGCCAUACACGAGGAUAUUACUCCGAGUUCAAGACCAUCCAAGAGAACGCCGAGAUCAAAUCUCAUUCGGACGUCUUGUGCACACGGCUGCAGAUCAGCGGCUCUUACAAGUGUGUCAAGUGCACUAAGGUGUUUUCCACGCCUCAUGGCUUAGAGGUCCACGCCCGGCGCUCACACAGCGGCACGAGGCCUUUCGCGUGUGAGCUGUGCGGGAAAACGUUCGGUCACGCCGUCAGUCUGGAACAGCACAAAGUCGUCCACUCACAAGAGAGGAUUUUCAGCUGUAAAAUCUGCGGGAAAAGCUUCAAGCGGUCGUCCACCCUGUCCACACACCUGUUGAUCCACUCGGACACGCGGCCGUACCCCUGCCAGUACUGCGGCAAGAGAUUCCACCAGAAAUCCGACAUGAAGAAACACACCUUCAUCCACACAGGAGAAAAGCCGCACAAAUGUCAAGUGUGUGGAAAAGCCUUCAGUCAGAGCUCCAACCUCAUCACACACAGCCGCAAACACACCGGCUUCAAACCGUUCGGCUGCGACUCGUGCGGCAAAGGCUUCCAGCGCAAGGUGGACCUGAGGAGACACCGAGAAACGCAGCACGGCCUGAAAUAAGAGACAUUUAAAAAUCCAAUAUAAUUUAUAUUCUUUUUAUGAAAACACUAUCGAACAUUAGUUAAGCUGUUAAUACUAAAAAAUCAUUAUUGACUUAUUAUUUUUCAUUAAAACUAAACUUUACACGACUUGAAGGUUAUUUAUAAAAUCUUGUGUUUGAAC
Molecule: messenger RNA, 1419 nt
Organism: Clarias gariepinus (North African catfish)
Lineage: Eukaryota; Metazoa; Chordata; Actinopteri; Siluriformes; Clariidae
Gene: gfi1aa
Product: growth factor independent 1A transcription repressor a
Exons: 7
Coding region: 76-1257 (393 amino acids)
Biological process (GO): regulation of transcription by RNA polymerase II
Cellular component (GO): nucleus
Molecular function (GO): DNA-binding transcription factor activity, RNA polymerase II-specific; RNA polymerase II cis-regulatory region sequence-specific DNA binding
Source: RefSeq, a predicted model, not a curated record